Messenger RNA from Phalacrocorax carbo (great cormorant), 1579 nucleotides. NCBI's taxonomy places the organism in Eukaryota, Metazoa, Chordata, Aves, Suliformes, Phalacrocoracidae. The record is from RefSeq and is a predicted model, not a curated record.
GGCGCGGCGCGGCGCGGCGCGGCCCUGCCCGGCUCGGCUCGGCUCGGCUCGGCGCGGCGCGGCUCGGCCAUGGUGGAGCGCGCAGACGAGGCACCGUUGCUCUUCUGGGCCGAGGGCCCCGCCGUGUCGGCGCCGCCGCCCGCGGCCGAGGCGGGCAGUGGCGGCGGCGGCGGCGGGGGGCGGCGGCUCGGCGGCGGCUGGAGCGCAGCUCCGUGGGGCGGCGCGGAGGCGGCGGGGCCGCCGCGGGCGGAGGCGGAGGAGGACCAGAUCGUGGCCGUCUUCGUGGUCACCUUCGACCCCCGCACGGGCAACAUGGUGGAAUGGUGUUUACCCCAAGAUAUUGAUUUGGAAGGCGUGGAGUUCAAAUCCAUGGCAAGCGGGUCCCACAAAAUCCAGUCAGAUUUCAUUUAUUUCCGGAAAGGGCUCUGUUUUGGCCUGGCCUGCUUUGCCAACAUGCCUGUGGAGAGUGAGUUAGAGCGUGGUGCGCGCAUGAAGUCUGUGGGGAUACUCUCCCCUUCCUACACCCUGCUGUAUAGGUACAUGCACUUCCUGGAGAACCAGGUCAGACACCAGCUGGAGAUGCCAGGGCACUACUCCCAUCUAGAGGCGUUCUAUGAUGACAAAAAAGGAGUUCUCCCUGAUAGCAGGGGCACUCCCACCUCUCAGCAACCUGUCCACUGGCUGCCGUCCAUCCACAGAUACAUGUACCCAGAGAUGAAGAUCACACACCCUGCUGGCUGUAUGUCUCAGUUCAUCAAAUUCUUUGGUGAGCAGAUCCUUGUCCUCUGGAAGUUUGCCCUGCUGCGCAAGCGCAUAUUGAUAUUUUCUCCGCCCCCAGUUGGAGUUGUCUGCUAUAGAGUGUAUUGCUGCUGUUGCCUUGCCAAUGUUUCUCUACCUGGUCUUGGAGGAACUGUCCCAGAGUCCAAACCAUUCUUCUAUGUGAAUGUGGCAGACAUAGAAGUGCUGGAGACAGAAGUAUCAUAUGUGGCCUGUACAACAGAAAAGAUCUUUGAGGAGAAACGGGAUCUCUAUGACGUUUAUGUGGACAACCAGAAUGUGAAGACGCAUCAUGAGCAUCUGCAGCCACUCCUGAAAAUUAACAAUGCUGACAAGGAGAAGUACCGGCGGCUCAAUGACCAGAGGCAGAUGUUAAUGUAUUCUCAAGAAGUGGGUGAGGACUGUAGCUCCUGUGAAGAGGACCUUUUCAUCUUGUUUUUCAUGGAGCAGAACAACCGCAUAUUUCAGACGCUGAUGGAAGUGUCAGCCAGCCAGGACAAGACACUGACAGCUGACCACGCACGAGGCAUGGGCCUGGAUCCCCAAGGGGAUCGAAGUUUCCUUAUGGAUCUGCUGGAAGUGUAUGGCAUUGAUGUUAUGCUAGUCAUUGACAACCCCUGCUGCACUUAAACCAAGGACAAGAAAGAUGGGGAGCAAAGAUCACUUUUUAAAGACUGUCAGACAUUGCUUAGGAGUAUCACUGGAACUCACCACAGCCACUGGACAGAUCUUAUUUAAUGACUUUAUAUGGAGAGUAUUUAUAAUUUUAAAACAAAAUGUGAUUUUAUUUUCUCCCCUUCAA